This is a messenger RNA of Alligator mississippiensis (American alligator), 1125 nucleotides long. RefSeq names its product tissue factor pathway inhibitor-like. The transcript has 6 exons. The record is from RefSeq and is a predicted model, not a curated record. Gene Ontology annotation, cellular component: extracellular region. The coding region runs from base 1 to 927 and encodes 308 amino acids. Lineage: Eukaryota; Metazoa; Chordata; Crocodylia; Alligatoridae. Gene Ontology annotation, molecular function: serine-type endopeptidase inhibitor activity.
AUGGAGCAGAGCGGGGACAGUAGCUGGGCACCCCGGAGCAAUGUCCUGGCUCCUGUGGAGCAGGAUAUCGGUGGCCCUGAGAUGCCCCAGGUGUCUGCAGGCUUCCCCCGGAGAGCGGCAACUGCUUGGCCUACGUCCACCUACAGCCUCCAGUACUACUACGACGCUGCCACAGACAGUUGCAAGGAGUUCAUCUAUGGGGGCUGUGGGGGCAAUGGGAACCUGUGGGCAGGCAACUUGAGCUGGCUGGACGGGGACGACCUCCUCUUCCCAGGGGACCUCUGCCGGUUCCUACCAGACACCGGCAACUGCAGGACUCACGCCUCGCGCUAUUACUACAACUGGGUCACCAGGACCUGCCAACAGUUCACUUACGGCGUCUGCCAGGGCAAUGCUAACAACUUUAAGACCCGCUUGGAGUGCGAGAAGAGGUGCAAAGUGGGCGGCAAGGGGCUGAGCCUGCCAGGACCGGACGCUGCGAGAGGCAUGGAGGCACCGGGGCGAUGGCCGGACGUGCAGGGAAGGGUGAAGCUGGACAUCUGCAGGCUCCCCCCAGAACAAGGCAUGUGCGCACGGCGCCUCAUACGCUACUACUACAACUGGGUGUUCAGGAGAUGCCAACAGUUCAUUUAUGGCGGCUGCCAGGGCAAUGCUAACAACUUUAAGACCCUCCUGGAGUGCGAGAACACGUGCAAGGUGGGCGGGAAGGGGAUGAGCCUGCCAGGGCCGGACGCUGCGAGAGGCAUGGCGGCACCGGGGCGAUGGCCGGACGUGCAGGGAAGGGUGAAGCUGGGGAGACCCGGCAGGUGCCCCCAGCCCAAGGGCGUAGGGAGCUGCCUGUAUUGGUGCAAGAAUGAUGAGCAGUGUCCUUGGGGGCAGAAAUGCUGCAGCAAUGGCUGUGGCCGUGUCUGCAUGGGGGCCGUAUGAAGAGGGCAGCCCCCAGAGUGACCCCACGGACAGCGGGGCCUGCGGGUCCUGGACCUCCCACGGACCGUCCUGGCUCCAGACACCAAUGUGGCACGUGACCCCAGCAUCAGCAAUCUGCUUCCCGCACCGCCCUCCCCACACGAUCGCAGCUCCUUCCUGCAGCAAUAAAGACCCCGCUUUGCGGCUUCCUGCAACCUC